AGGGCCCUAGAGAGCAGUUACCAUUCAAGAUCUGUAUUUCAGCCUUCAUGCUCACUGUGGACGGAGGUCUCGGUUGAUACAUGCACACAGACGCACACACUCACAAACACACACACAUCCAUUGAGGAAACGUGGAAGUGCUGGUCAGUAAUUGUGCUCAGGAACAGAUAAACGGAUAACUUUUCACAAUUACAAGUAAAGAGUAGAGACAUGUCCUCGUGUGUGGUGAAGUCCAGGAGUAAAAACCCAUACACAGCGGUGCAGGUUGACCCAGACAGCAAUUACAUCACACCAGGGACAUUAGACCUGGAGCAGCUGUUCUGGACCGGCACUGGGGCCCAGUACGCGCAUGUCAACCAGGUCUGGCCCAGUGUCUACAUUGGGGAUGAGAAAACAGCUUUGGAGCGGCCUGGCCUCAGGGACCUGGGUAUUACACAUGUUCUGAAUGCUGCAGAGGGGAAGUGGAAUAAUGUACUGACUGGUGCUGAUUACUACAGUGACAUGGGCAUUCAAUAUUAUGGUGUGGAGGCUGAUGACAAACCCACCUUCAACAUUGCCCAGUACUUCCACCCUGCAACUCAGUUCAUCCAUGAGGCCCUCAGUCAACCACAGAACAAGGUGCUGGUGCACUGUGUGAUGGGUCGGAGCAGGUCAGCGACUCUGGUCUUGGCGUACCUGAUGAUGAAACACAGCUUGACUGUGGUGGAUGCUAUUGAGCAUGUGCGACAGCGCCGUUGUAUCCUGCCCAAUCAUGGCUUCCUAAAACAGCUCAGGGCCCUGGACAUCACACUGCAAGAGGAGAGGCUCAGACAAAAAAGAGAGAUCCAAGCCCUAUAGUGCACAACAGACAAGACAAUAAUCCAUCUCAGGUAUACAAAAAUGUUCCUUAUGUUUCUUAAACUGUAUCAAUAAACUCUAUUUUGUUUUUUCACAA
Messenger RNA from Lates calcarifer (barramundi perch), 934 nucleotides. Its product is annotated as dual specificity phosphatase 29. Gene Ontology annotation, cellular component: cytoplasm. NCBI's taxonomy places the organism in Eukaryota, Metazoa, Chordata, Actinopteri, Centropomidae. Bases 211 to 837 code for a protein of 208 amino acids. Gene Ontology annotation, molecular function: MAP kinase phosphatase activity; protein tyrosine/serine/threonine phosphatase activity. The record is from RefSeq and is a predicted model, not a curated record. Gene Ontology annotation, biological process: negative regulation of MAPK cascade; protein dephosphorylation. The transcript is spliced from 4 exons.